Molecule: messenger RNA, 1553 nt
Organism: Colossoma macropomum (tambaqui)
Lineage: Eukaryota; Metazoa; Chordata; Actinopteri; Characiformes; Serrasalmidae
Gene: agtr1a
Product: angiotensin II receptor, type 1a
Exons: 3
Coding region: 203-1276 (357 amino acids)
Biological process (GO): immune response; regulation of vasoconstriction; G protein-coupled receptor signaling pathway
Cellular component (GO): membrane
Molecular function (GO): angiotensin type II receptor activity
Source: RefSeq, a predicted model, not a curated record
GGACGGCGAGUUAGGAGCAGCUCUGCAGUUUGUCUGAAGUGCUGCAAACAGACGCAUAGAAAACACUUCACAUCACUGCUGUCCAACACCAGACUGACUAACUCCUGAACGGUAACUUCACAGGAGAGGGAGAAGUGUUAUCUACGUUUAAUGUAAGUCAGUGUAACAGCUUUUAUUCCAGGGACCUUCGUGACCGUGAGAGAUGGAGAACGUCACAGACGUUCCUGCUAAAGGCCUCGUUCUGACGUGUAACCUGACCAACCACGACUUCAUCUUCACUGUCAUCCCUCUCGUCUACAGCUGCAACUUCCUGCUGGGCAUUGUGGGUAACAGCAUGGUGGUGGCGGUCAUCUACUACCACCUGAAGCUGAAGACGGUGGCGAAUGUCUUCGUGCUGAAUUUAGCGCUGUCGGACCUGACGUUCCUCAUCACCCUGCCCAUGUGGGCCACCUACACGGCUCUGGGCUACGACUGGCCGUUUGGAGACUUCCUCUGUAAGGCUGUGGCGGGUUUAGCCUUCUUCACGCUUUACGCUAGCGUGUUUUUCCUCACGGCUCUUAGCAUCGACCGAUAUUUAGCCAUCGUCCACCCCGUGGAGUCCCGGCAGUGCCGGACGGUGGCGUACGCUUGGUGCGUGUGCGCUCUGGUUUGGCUUUUCGCCUUCACCCUCAGCCUGCCGAUGACGUACAUCCGCAAAACGCACUUCAUCAAGCACGCCAACGUGACCGUGUGCGGCCUGCUGGACGCAGAACACCAGAGCUUACUGGCCGCUCUGAGCCUGAUGAAGGCCGUUUUCGGCUUCCUGUUGCCCCUAGUCAUCAUCCUCACGUGUUACUCUCUGAUUGGCCGAGCACUGCUGGAGGCUGGGCAGAUCCAGAAGAGUUCCAGGAUGCAGGGGGAUGAAGUUCUGCGGAUGCUGGCGGCCGCCGUCCUCUCGUUUUUCCUCUGCUGGGCUCCUCACCAGGUCUUUAACUUCAUGGAAGCCUUGCUAAUGCUGAAACAGAUCAGCGACUGCGCUGUAGUCGCGGUGAUCGACACGGCCAUGCCCUUCGCCAUCUGCGUCGCCUUCUUCAACAGCUGCAUGAACCCCAUCCUGUACGGCUUCGUGGGGAAGAACUUCCGCAGGAGCCUCCUGAAGCUGCUGAGAUGUUUCUCCUCCAGCUCCACUCUGAAUCACCCCAACCUCAGCACCAAGAUGAGCACCCUGUCCUACAGAGCGUCCGAAACAGCGCAGAGUGUGGAGAGGAAGAGCACAACGCUGCCACGAGACAAGUGAACAUUCACUGGAGCUACCAGGCUAAUGUGGCUAACAAGUAAUUAGCAUUUAGUUUAGCGCUAGUUUACAUACAGCAGUGUGUCACAUCAAGGCUAUUAAAGAUUACUGAACAACUCCACGCUCUGAUGAUGGUUGAUGCUAACUGGUGGGUUAUAAGCCUCCAUUAAGCUAUACAACGAUCAGCCAUAACAUUCUGACCACAUUGUCCAUUUUAUCAGCUCCACUUACUAUAUAGGUGCACUUUGUAGUUCUACAGUUACAGACUGUAGUCCAUCUG